Messenger RNA from Ambispora leptoticha, 1818 nucleotides. Lineage: Eukaryota; Fungi; Glomeromycota; Glomeromycetes; Archaeosporales; Ambisporaceae. The record is from the annotation of a GenBank genome assembly.
AUGGAAGAUUACGAAUUGAUAAAAGAAGUGGGUGAUGGAUCUUUUGGUGUUGUCCUUCAAGCACAACACAAGAGUACAGGCCAGCUGGUGGCCGUUAAAAAGAUGAAAAAGAAGAUUUCAUCUUGGGAAAAAGUAUGCGAGCUACGAGAAUUUAAGACUUUGAGAUGCCUACCAUCGCAUCCUAACGUUAUUGGACUUCUAGAAGCCUUCUUGAUCCCUCAAACACGUGAAUUAUAUUUUGUAUUUGAAUUUAUGCAAGUGAAUCUCUAUCAAAUAAUCAAAGACCGAAAAGGCAAGCUUUUUAGCGAACGGGUUUUUCAAUCAAUCAUGUUUCAAGUUCUGCAAGGAGUCCAUCAUAUCCAUUCGUGUGGACUUUUUCAUCGUGAUCUAAAACCCGAAAAUAUCUUAAUCUCGAUGAUGACAAAAACUUUGCCGUUGCAAAACAAUGACGGUAAUAUUGUUAAUUGUUCAUUGCUACAUGUAGAAGAAGAUCACUUAUUAUGCUAUGACGAUCACCAAAGUCAUUAUCAACAACAUGAAUGUUCAUCAUCAUCUGCUCGAGUUCAGUCAAAUAAAAAUGACAUUGCCAAAAUGAACAAUAAAGAUGAUGACAAUGAUAAUAUUGAAUAUAUCGUGAAAAUUGGAGAUUUCGGUUUGGCCAGGGAAAUAAAAUCAAGGCCACCUUAUACAGACUAUGUCAGUACGCGAUGGUAUCGCGCGCCAGAAGUUCUUUUAAGAUCUACUAGUUAUUCGGCACCGAUAGAUCUAUGGGCAAUCGGUGCAAUUAUGGCUGAAUUGUAUACACUGAAACCGCUUUUCCCUGGCCAAAGCGAGAUUGAUCAAAUGUUCAGAAUAUGUACUGUAUUAGGGCAUCCUAGCAGUACUUGCAUAGAUAAUAUUUCGGGCCAGACUGAUGAUGUAGGAGGCGGUGAAUGGAAGGAAGGUUUAAAAUUGGCAAAGAAUAUAGGAUUUGUUUUUCCAUCGACUCCUUCUCAACCUCUAUCGAAAAUAUUUCCAUCCACUACUCCAGAAUCAUUACUACAAAUGAUCACCAGUUUAUUACGUUAUAACCCAAAAAACAGACUUACUGCACUCGACGCGUUAAAACAUCCUUAUUUUGCAGAGGCUAAUCUAGUAGUAGAUGUUUCGUACCUAGAAGAAAAAUCGAUGAGUAUGACAACAAAAGUAAUCGAAAAGAAACGAAAGAAUGAUUUUUCUACAUUGCGAAAACUGGCACAAGGCGUUACCCCAGUGCCAUAUGACAAAAAAAAUACAAGAUACUCGUGGAGUAAAGCUGAAGAAUUACAAAAGCAAAAGAAAAUAGAACAGCAAAUCGAGACUAUUGCUGUUGAUAGAACAAGUGCUAAUAAUACACUUUCCCCGUUAAAUAUCGAUGCUGCCAAUGAUAUAAGACAAAAAGAAUUUGUUUUACCGACUAUUAAAGCCGUGAGUCCUUUUGGGUCUGAACAACCAAUUAUAGGAGAAAACAGUAGAUAUAUUAGUAGUGCAGACGGAGUUGCUCAUGAGCAAAGACCACGAGACAGAAAAUUGUCUCUGUCUAUUAAUGAUGAUGGUUUGGAACGUUUUCAUGGUUCUAGAUCUGCACCGCCACUUUCUCGAGUGUAUCUUCCCGAAACACCACCGUCACAGGCGUCAAUCAAGAACUCGACAAGUGAGAUUGAACAUUUAAUAGACUUGAUAAAUAAUCCUAAUAAAACAACGGGCACUAAUGUAGUAGUAAUGCCAACACAAAAAUUUGGAUCGAAAAUAGGUCAAAAGCGAAGUCGAUCAAAUACUACUGGUGACAUUGAUCAAAUG